This is a messenger RNA of Otolemur garnettii (small-eared galago), 918 nucleotides long. Its product is annotated as UPF0505 protein C16orf62 homolog. Bases 1 to 768 code for a protein of 255 amino acids. Gene Ontology annotation, biological process: endocytic recycling. The record is from RefSeq and is a predicted model, not a curated record. The transcript is spliced from 6 exons. Gene Ontology annotation, cellular component: endosome. NCBI's taxonomy places the organism in Eukaryota, Metazoa, Chordata, Mammalia, Primates, Galagidae.
AUGGCGCCGGCGGAAGUCAUUGCCUGGGCUCUGAGGAGCCGUGCUUGCCCCUCACAAUCAUGGCGGCCAGGGCGGGGCCUGGGCGGGGGACGCGGGGCGGCGGCCCUCGGAAUAAGCGGUCAUGUGACUGGGAAGAUGGCCGUCUUUCCUUGGCAUUCCAGGAAUAGGAACUACAAAGCUGAAUUUGCAUCAUGCCGCCUAGAGGCUGUGCCACUGGAGUUCGGGGACUAUCACCCUCUGAAACCUAUAACUGUCACAGAAUCAAAGACAAAGAAAGUGAACCGGAAAGGAAGCACUUCUUCCACGUCCUCCUCCUCCUCCAGCUCCAUGGUGGACCCGCUGAGCAGCGUCCUCGAUGGGACUGACCCCCUGUCCAUGUUUGCAGCCUCUGCCGACCCUGCAGCCUUGGCAGCAGCCACGGACAGCUCCAGAAAGAAACGUGAUAAAGAUGAUAACUCUGUUGUCGGAGCGGAUUUUGAGCCUUGGGCCAACAAACGGGGAGAAAUCCUUGCCCGAUAUACAACUACAGAAAAGCUAUCUAUCAAUCUGUUCAUGGGAUCUGAAAAAGUUUUGCAGGUUGUACAAGAUGUGUGGCACCAGCAUUUUCUGCUGAGGACCUCAGGCUGUUUCCACACAAGAAGGAAAACAAAUGAGAGCUGGUGUAUACGGAGAUCACAUGGUGAAGGAGGAAGCAGGAGAGAGAAGGAGAAGGGUCCGGGCUCUUUUCAACAACCAGUUCUUGUAGGAAUAAGAAUGAAUACUGUCUGAUUUAAUUAUUGGGAGAAUGACACCAAGCCAUUUGUGAGGGAUCUGCCUGCCCCGUUUUCUCAAGCUACUCUUACCAGGCCCCACCUCCAACAUUAGGAAUCACAUUUCAACAUGCAAGUUGGUGGGGUCAAGCAAACCAUGUCCAGACCA